UUUUUUUGACAGUCCAAAUAUUCGAUAGCAAAAAUGACGUGGAGAGAUAGGUUAUAAGUUUGUUGUCGAUAAAUUAAUUAAUUUAAUGGCUAAUUAGGAAUCCACUUCAAUAAUUAAAGUAAUAAAAAUUAAGUAUUAAUCACAAUGAUUGAGAUAAGUGAUGUACAAAAGAUCGGUGUGGGUCUGGCGGGGUUUGGUAUGGCCUUCCUGUUCCUAGGAGUCCUGCUGCUUUUUGACAAGGGCCUGCUGGCUAUAGGAAAUAUCCUAUUCAUCAGUGGUCUAGCCUGUGUGAUCGGGCUCCAGCGGACAUUCUUCUUCUUCUUCCAACGGCACAAGAUCAAGGCCUCCGUAGCCUUCUUCGGAGGCAUCACAAUAGUGCUACUGGGCUGGCCUAUGAUAGGCAUGAUCGCUGAGAUCUACGGGUUUCUUUUACUGUUCAGAGGGUUCCUACCAGCUGCCAUCAACUUCCUCCGCAUGGUGCCCGGGUUUGGUCUGCUGCUCAACCUGCCUAUCAUAAGCGGGAUCGUCAACCGGAUAGCGGGCGACAACGGGCGAAACAUGGAUGAGCCCUAAUGCACUAAUCAACGCAGAAGAAAAAACAUUCCUUUACAAAAGACAAUAAAUUCAAAAUUAAUAAAUUA
This is a messenger RNA of Cydia amplana, 641 nucleotides long. RefSeq names its product vesicle transport protein GOT1B. The record is from RefSeq and is a predicted model, not a curated record. The transcript is spliced from 6 exons. NCBI's taxonomy places the organism in Eukaryota, Metazoa, Arthropoda, Insecta, Lepidoptera, Tortricidae. Bases 145 to 573 code for a protein of 142 amino acids. Gene Ontology annotation, biological process: endoplasmic reticulum to Golgi vesicle-mediated transport; retrograde transport, endosome to Golgi. Gene Ontology annotation, cellular component: membrane; endoplasmic reticulum.